CAUUCGGUGCACCCGAUAUGGCCACCUCAUUAAAUGAUACUUUGUAGCUCCAGAUCCACUCUAGAUUUCUAUGUCCCCUCUGAAUUUUUCCCAAGCUUCCAAGGACAUUAAUAACUACUCUUUCCUUCCCUUCAUCUCUCUCUCUACCCUGCAUGAACUUUCUGCUUCACCACAUGUUUUUGCUAGGGUUUUCAGACAAUAUUGAAGAUAUGGAUUCUUGGGUUUUCAUGGGUCUUCUUUUUCUUUUGGGAUGCUGGUGUUGCUGCUUCUUCUUCAACAAUAACAAGAAAGUAGAAAAGAAAUUUCAUGGUAUUAUUCCAAAGGGAAGCUUGGGUUGGCCUUUGCUUGGUGAAACUCUGGAGUUCAUUGCCUCUGGUUACACCUCUCAGCCUGUUGCUUUCAUGGACAAACGAAAAACGCUAUACGGUGAGGUGUUCAAAACUCAUAUUCUUGGAACACCCAUCAUUGUUUCAACAGAUCCAGAGGUGAACAAAGUUGUUUUACAAAACCAUGGCAAUGUCUUCAUCCCUGCUUAUCCUAAAUCAAUCAGGAUUUUGCUUGGAGAGUUUUCUAUACUUCAAAUGAAUGGAAAUCUGCAGAAGAAACUCCAUGCACUAGUUGGCGGCUUCUUGAGAUCACCACAGUUCAAAUCCAGGAUUACCAAAGAUAUUGAAAACUCUGUCAAACCAACCUUGUCUACUUGGCAGGACAUGGAUCUUAUUCUAGUCCAAGAAGAAACCAAAAAGAUUACAUUCCCAAUUUUAGUAAAAGUUUUAAUGAGCAUUGGGCCUGGCCAAGAUCUAGACUUUCUAAAGAAGGAAUUUGAAGAAUUCAUCAAAGGGUUAAUCUGUUUACCAAUCAAAUUCCCAGGAACUAGGCUAUAUAAAUCUUUAAAGGCCAAGGGAAAGCUACUGAAGGUGGUGAAGAAGAUAGUAGAGGAGAGGAAAAUCGCCAUGGAAAGAUCAGAUGAAAAGGGUAAUAUUGAAGAUGUAGUGGACUUGCUUUUACGUGAGUAUGGUGAAGCAAAUGAGAUGCAAUCUCUACCGUUGGAUUUCAUCAGUGACAACAUUAUAGAGAUGAUGAUCCCAGGAGAAGAGACUGUACCGACGGCAAUGACACUAGCUGUGAAAUUCCUCAGCGACUGCCCCGUCGCUUUAAAGCAAAUGACGGAGGAGAACAUGGAACUGAAGAGGCAGAAGACUGAGUCUCGAGAGGAUUAUAACUGGACAGACUACAUGUCGUUGCGAUUUACUCAAAAUGUGAUCAGUGAAACUCUUAGAAUGGCAAACAUCAUUAAUGCGGUUUGGAGGAAAGCUAUCAAGGAUGUGGAAAUUAAAGGCAAGUUGAUUCCACAAGGAUGGUGUGUUUUGGCAUCGUUUACUUCUGUUCAUAUGGACAAAGAAAAUUAUGACAACCCCUAUCAGUUUGAUCCUUGGAGAUGGGAGAAAACGGGAGGAGCUUCUGUUAACAACUGCACCUUUACACCUUUUGGAGGAGGACAAAGGCUGUGCCCUGGACUAGAUCUAUCGAGGCUUGAAAUAUCAAUAUUCCUUCACCACCUGGUCACUACGUACCAAUGGACAGCUGAAAAGGACGAGAUUGUCUACUUUCCAACAGUGAAGAUGAGGAGGAAGCUACCCACGAGAGUAAAAGCUACACAAACUCAACCACCACCAUAGAUGAUGAUGAUGAUGUGAUUAAACCAUGGGUGCAGACACAAGAUGAUGAGGUGGGAGGCCACUGCAUAUGCAGGAGCAAGAAGGGUCAGUGUACUUUGGUCCUAUAUGGAGAUGCAGAAGGAAGACGAGGAGGAAACGUGCUCUUGCUUUCUUAUGUAAUAACCCUUUCAAUUAUAGGUUGGACUUUGGUGGUGGAGCCUCCCAACUCUUGUACUGUAGCUCUGGGCACAAUUGCAAUCUUUUCUUUUUUUUAAAAAAAAAGAAAUUAUACAAAGGAUUUGUUGCUUAAAUAUGUAGUUAAUAAAUCUUUAAAUAAAUUAUAUUUUAAUUCUUGAAUUUUAA
This is a messenger RNA of Manihot esculenta (cassava), 2021 nucleotides long. Its product is annotated as 3-epi-6-deoxocathasterone 23-monooxygenase CYP90C1. NCBI's taxonomy places the organism in Eukaryota, Viridiplantae, Streptophyta, Magnoliopsida, Malpighiales, Euphorbiaceae. The record is from RefSeq and is a predicted model, not a curated record. The transcript is spliced from 10 exons. The coding region runs from base 153 to 1679 and encodes 508 amino acids. Gene Ontology annotation, biological process: sterol metabolic process; brassinosteroid homeostasis; brassinosteroid biosynthetic process. Gene Ontology annotation, molecular function: heme binding; iron ion binding; oxidoreductase activity, acting on paired donors, with incorporation or reduction of molecular oxygen, NAD(P)H as one donor, and incorporation of one atom of oxygen.